CGACCUACUCGCUACACCAGUCGCUUACACUCCCCGACACGUCUCUAUUUACAUCGUAAAACACUCCAGUUUCACGAAAAAUUUACUUUGUCGCAAGCUUUUGCAGCUUAAGGCUUUGAGAUUAAGUGCAAAGCUAUGCGUUACUUACAAAUUGAUUGUUGAAUUUUUUUUUAAUUUCACGAAAUUACAAGACUUCAAUCAAAAAUAGAAUGCUGACGUGACGACGUGCGACAUUUUGUAGUGAGAUACCAACUUCGAAAGUGCUUUCAUGCAAAACUUUUCGACACCAGAAACGAAGGCUUAGCCGAUCAGUUGAAAUUUUUACAAAUUAACUCAAAAAUCUUAAAAAGUACGCCGAUACCUGUAGACCCAAAAGCGAACGAAAGACUACGGCGGAAAACAGGGAAAGCAAUGAAAAAUGCCAAUCACGUCGAUGGAACGACGGUGUGACGCGGUUAACCAUCACUGAAGUCGUGGACACGUGGGUGGCGGUGCAGCCGCACACGAGCACGGACGGAGCGUAAAAGCCGCGCGGCUUUAUGGCACGAGCAGCGCGUGACGAUCGAUUGUAAAUUCGCGCCUCAUCUCGCCGCAACAAUGUGACAAGAGGCUGAAUAUUGUCACUUUCGUUGCACUCAUCACUCAUCAGUUUGUCCAACGAUCCAAUAUCCGACUUGCGCGCCAAAGUAGAGGUGAAAAAUGGAGACACUGUACGCAGGUGGUAUUCACAGUUUUCCCCAACCACCGAACGGCAUAGCGGGUGGUAUAUCAACGGGUCUUGCGGCCCCAUUCGAUCAGGAAGGCGUACUGAGCCUUGUCGUCGUGCUGGGUGGCAGCCUCUCCCUCGUCGCCCUCGUUUUCGCCUUCAUCACCUACAGUCUUUUCUCGGAUUUGAGAAGUUUGGCGGGUACAACCUUGAUGAAUUUGCUGGCUGCCCUUUUCAUGGUACAACUGUUAUUUAUAGUCGGAGUUGGCGGUGUUCAAGACUCAGAAUUAUGCAUAUCUCUGGGAAUGAGUCUGCAGUACUUGCGCGUCUCAGUGGUAUGUUGGCUUGCCGCGAUGUGCCAUCACCUGUAUGCUACCGUUGCCUCUAUCCCCAGCCGCGACGACCCGCCAACGUACCUCAAGUACAGUAUGUUCGCCUGGGGCGCACCGCUCAUCAACCUCGGGUUUGCCACACUGCUGCAGAUACACGAGACCAAUGACAUUUGGAAAGUAGACGAUCUCAUGCCCUUUAAUUGUUGGUUCUUAGGCGUAAAAGCAACGGUUUACGCGUUCGGUGUACCAAUAAUUUUACUGCUUCUGUCGUCUGGUUACUACCUUUUGAAAGCAGCCAUCGUAGCAAGGUACACGUGCAGCAUGCAGCUAGAGAUAAAGCAGCGGGAAAAAAUGAAGAGAAGACGGACGCUGCAGUUGAUGCUUUUCUUGAAAGUCAGUCUUAUCAUUGGUUUAGUCGCUGGCUGCGGCGUGGCGUCACGCGUAUGGAAAGUGCCGUUCUUGUGGGCGAUUUUUUGCACAGGCCACUCUUUACAGGGACUUGCUGUAGCACUCUCGGUAGCUUGCAAUUGCAGAGUGCUAAAGGUUUAUUCACGAAAAUCUUACAAGCAACCAAGAAUUCAGAUGGCAAAAUCUUCGAGUAUGCAACUUCUUGCUCCAGCACCCGAUCCGGUCUAAUUUUCAAGUUAAAAGUUAUAUAUUAAAACUUGUGAUAAGUUGACACUUUUUAUAGUGAUUUUAUUUUAUAAUUUACAGGAAACAAAUUGAGUAAGAAUUUGAUUGACUUUGAAUUAAAAUUAUUUUGAUUCAUUGAUCGUACAAAUCCUGUCGUGUUCUUUUACAAUUGAAACAUUUUUUAAGCGAGUAACAAAAAAUAUAAGUAAAUAGAUUUUCAUCUGAUCAACCAAAUAAAAGUUAUAUCAACUAUUAUUUUAUAUUAUUGCAAUGUUCAAAUAAGAAUUGCAAAAACGUAUACAAGAUUUCAAUCAAAAGCAUUGCGUAGAAAUAAAUUCAUCUAAUCAAGUCUUGAUUUAGUACAUGUGCAUUAUGCUUUAAUUAAAAGACUGUUAUUUAAAAAAUGUUACUUAAUAGCGAACUAAAGUUUUAUAAUAGUUUUUGUAAAAGUGUCGAGAAUUUCACAAGUUAAGCAACGGGAAACAAUCAAAUACACACACAUAUCGCGUUAUUUUCAUGAUUGUAAAUAACGUACGUUAUGAAUUUCACUUAUUACCGCGGAUAAUUGUGAUCAAAGAAGCAUACUACAUGAAAUUAAGGUUUUUUAUAAAAUAAGAAUCAUGAUAUUUUAAUGUAGCGAUAUGAUAUAAAGAUAAUUGAUCUCAUUGUAUUAUUAUGGAGAAUUCGAAUUAAUUAUAAUAAAUUGAACGGACAAUGAAAGGAAUUUUGUUGAUAUUUAAGUUGGCAUAGUUUCCGUUGACAUUAUAUUAAAUUAAUUUAUGCUGAUAUUGCGAAUUACUUAAACUAGAAACAGAUAAAUAAGAGAAAUAACGAAUGAAAGCAAUUGGAAUAAGAUGGUUAGGGAGAGAGUUAUAUUUCAUAGUUCUAUAGAGAGAAGACGAGUUUGAAAUUUUAUUGGUGUUUUUAAUGAAAAAAAUGACCAUUAUUAUGUUUAACGAUAUAGACAACUGUAAAUAUUUCGGUGAUUUAUAAUAAAUAACAUAUCAACGAUCACUUCAACGCAUCUUCCCGUUAAUUGUGGUUGAAAUUGUUUAUUAUACAAUAUUAGAAACUUCUAUCGUUCUCACAAAAAUAACAAUGAAUAAUCAGUUUAAUACAAUAAGAAUCCUCUGAUCGCUUUGUCCAUAGUGUGAAGUCACAAAUAGGCAGUGAUCGCUUGUAACACAUAAAUCUAAACAAUUAAAUCAUGUAUACUCAAAACCAACAAUAAAUAUUUUAAAAACAAUACAAAUAGAAU
Messenger RNA from Phymastichus coffea, 2929 nucleotides. RefSeq names its product cadherin EGF LAG seven-pass G-type receptor 3-like. The transcript has 8 exons. The coding region runs from base 700 to 1674 and encodes 324 amino acids. Gene Ontology annotation, cellular component: membrane. Gene Ontology annotation, molecular function: G protein-coupled receptor activity. NCBI's taxonomy places the organism in Eukaryota, Metazoa, Arthropoda, Insecta, Hymenoptera, Eulophidae. The record is from RefSeq and is a predicted model, not a curated record. Gene Ontology annotation, biological process: cell surface receptor signaling pathway; G protein-coupled receptor signaling pathway.